AUCGAAGUGCUGACUCGCACAAGCCUGACCUUUUUCACUGUUCACUCCUGUCGAUGAUCAGAUAUCAUGGGACCAUUGUUCCACAUGGUCAAUUUUAUAAGCAUCACAGACCUCAGAAUCGUCAUUGAGAAUAGUGAAAGGGAUCCUCUGUGAACAAGUGCAUUCCACUCGCUGAACUGAAGACAAAUUCUCUACUGAAGUCAAAAUAAAUUUGUUGAAAUGUUCAAAGUUAAAGGUGCCUUACUCAACCUCCAAAGCCAUCAGUGGAAAUCAAAAGUGUGUCUCACAGCCAAAAAAUGGUAUCACAGCCAAAAAACUGGUUCUCACUCAGGAAGGAAUAGGCUACGACUCUCUGUUUUAUGGACGCUAGGAGGUGGGGUAGCGGUUGCCACUGGACUAGUUGCAAGUCUAUUUUUGAAGCAUAAACCUAUUAAGGAACUCAGCAUCCUUGGAGUCGAAGAGGCACAAUGCAAAAAGAAAGACAAGAAAGAUAAAAGGAAGAGAGGCGGGACUUCUGGUCUGGAGGAGGCAAAGAGGAAAGCAAGAGAUUUGCUCCAGAGAGCUAAGGAUGAGGUUGGGUCACCUGGUAUUGUUGCUGCUGUAAGUGUUGACGGGAGAAUUUUAUGGACGAAAGGGCUAGGAUAUGCAGAUGUAGAGAACCGGCUCCCGUGUACAAGCAACAGUGUUCAUCGCAUUGCAAGCAUCAGCAAAUCUUUCACGAUGGCAGCUGUAGCUAAACUCUGGGAAGAAGGAAAGCUAGAUAUUGACAAACCUGUUCAGUUUUAUUUACCUGAGUUCCCUGAGAAAGAGGUUGAUGGAGAGCAGGUUGACAUCACAAUGAGACAACUGGUGUCCCACCUAGCCGGUAUCCGACACUACAGUAAAGACUACAUCAAGAAGCUGAAAGACUCGAAGAAAGACAAUAGAACUGAGAAUAAAUUCACUGACCACGAGCAUGAUGGGAAAAACUCUUCCAAAGAUGAUCAGAUGAAAGAACUGACUGACAAUGGAAAGGAAAAAUGCAACAAGAAAGAGAAAGAUUCUGAACUGAAAGAGUUUUACGUCACGAAGGAUUACUCCUCAGUUGUAGACGCUCUGGAGAUGUUUAAGGAGGACCCGUUGAUGCAUAAACCAGGAAGUAAGUUUUACUACACCACUCACGGCUGGACUUUAGUUAGUGCCAUAGUCGAUGCCGUCGCUGACCAAGACUACCUCACCUACAUGGAGACGAUCUUCAAGGAUCUCGGAAUGUACCACACCGUCCCAGACAAAGCCAAACCUCUCAUCUACAACAGGGCCAGGGGUUACUCAUACAAUAAGAGAGGCAAAUUGCUCAACUCGCCACCCGUCAAUUUAUCGCAUAAGUGGGCGGGAGGCGGAUUUUUAUCUGAUGUUGGGGACUUGGUUCAGUUUGGAAACGCCAUGGUGUAUAGUUAUCAGUACACAGAGAAGCAUAGAGAAGCUGGACAUCUACCAGGCUACCUCAAACCAGAGACUGUGAGGGCAAUCUGGGCCGCAGUGCCCAUCACCAAGUGCAGCUGGGAGCGUGACGGUUUCUACGCCAUGGGUUGGGGGGUACGUGACAAAGGGGAACAGAAAGGCUUCUGCCCCGACAAACACCAACUUGUGUCUCACACUGGGGCCGCUGUUGGGGCAAGUUCCGUACUGCUCCUUGUACCCAGGAAAUCAGAUCCGUUGGACAAGACUCAACUGAAUGAUGGGUCACAAGAGGGCGGUGUUCAAGAGGAUGGGCAACCAGAUGAUCAAAACGAAUCCAAUAAGCUGUCACAAAAUGAUGUUAUGACUUUGCCUCAGGGAGUGGUCGUUGCAAUAAUUGUCAAUCUUGAAAAUGUGAAUCUGUAUAGAACUGCCAUUGACAUAGCCAAUGAAUUUCAAAAGAUUAAGCUUUGACAAGAAAGAGGGGAUUGUAAUCUAUAGUAGGUUGGUUCUGGUUUUGGGGUAUGCAUGAGUAAUAGCUAGAUUGACGACAAAACU
Asterias rubens (European starfish) is the source of this 1995-nucleotide messenger RNA. Its product is annotated as serine beta-lactamase-like protein LACTB, mitochondrial. NCBI's taxonomy places the organism in Eukaryota, Metazoa, Echinodermata, Asteroidea, Forcipulatida, Asteriidae. The record is from RefSeq and is a predicted model, not a curated record. The transcript has 6 exons. Bases 220 to 1911 code for a protein of 563 amino acids.